AUGCCCACUCCUGAGUUAGGCGAAAAACAACAAAAGCAAAAUCUCGAUCGUGAGAUUCGAGACAUGAUAAAUGCACUCACUCGUCGCCUUGCCCAUCUCCAUAAGAAACCGAGUGAGGGAGGAAGUGCAAGCAAUGUUCAUGAUCAUGAACAAGAGGAGAAGGAUGCGAAUGGUGGUUUUGGGAUCAUAACUAUGGCUGGAAGCAACGAGGGAGCCACUAUGAGAGGUGAGCUCGACUUAAUGAGUAUGGAGAACCAUAAAUUAGGUAUGAAACAAGAUAAUGAAGAGUCUCUUCCUCCAUUGACAACCUGCCUUAAUGGCAACUUCCAAGGUGUCAACAAUUCUAUCAUGGUCGGUGGUAGUUACUCUACCAAUGAUCCUGGUAUCCAUUUGAAUGUUGAUGACCAUUACGAGCAACAUAAGGGGGAGUUUGGUCUACGGAAGUAUGGAAAGAAGGGCAAGAAGAAGGCUCAUUCUGAAUCCUCUAAAAGUGACCAUUCUAACUAA
This is a messenger RNA of Lactuca sativa (garden lettuce), 507 nucleotides long. RefSeq lists its product as uncharacterized. The record is from RefSeq and is a predicted model, not a curated record. NCBI's taxonomy places the organism in Eukaryota, Viridiplantae, Streptophyta, Magnoliopsida, Asterales, Asteraceae.